Thrips palmi is the source of this 456-nucleotide messenger RNA. Its product is annotated as NADH dehydrogenase [ubiquinone] 1 alpha subcomplex subunit 12-like. Gene Ontology annotation, cellular component: membrane. Lineage: Eukaryota; Metazoa; Arthropoda; Insecta; Thysanoptera; Thripidae. The record is from RefSeq and is a predicted model, not a curated record. The annotation marks the transcript as partial. The transcript has 3 exons. Gene Ontology annotation, biological process: mitochondrial respiratory chain complex I assembly; response to oxidative stress.
UGCAUAUUCCAUUGCAGUCAUGACGACUUGAAAAUUGGUUGCCUCGUGGGUACAGACCAAUUUGGGAAUAAAUACUAUGAAAACAACAAUUAUUUUUUUGGCCGGAAUCGCUGGGUGGAAUACAGUCCUGCAUUUGGGUUUGAUUACGAUGCAUCAAUGAUUCCCCCUGAAUGGUUUGGCUGGAUCCACUACCGAACAGAUUACCGCCCAUGUGAGGAUCCAACCAGACCAUUUUACUCUUGGCAAAAACCUCAUGUUAUGAACCUUUCUGGAACACCUGAUGAGUAUGUGCCAUAUGAUACUACAAGACCAAAAAUUGAGCAAUGGGUACCACCAAAGCCAGAAUGCCAUUUGGCAAAGUCCGCACUGGACACAAAAACAAGUCUCCAAACAGAUAUUAACCAUCACCAUCAAUGUUCACCCCCAACAUAAAUUAAGUGAAGCAGAAAUACCAAA